UCAAUGAACCAAUGUAGAGGAGUAUUUAUCACUGUUUUUUGUAAUGCGGAGCUUUCAAACAAAAGAGAUUCUGGGAAAACUCCUUCAGGCAUGAAUUGUUCUGACUGGAACUAAAAAUUCAGGGAGGACAUUCUGAAAAGACCUGGACAGGACAGGACAUCAGGAGCAGGGUCAAAGGGGAAACGCCAUUUAGGCCGACGUCUCACCUACUGCAGCGAUGAUGAAUCACCAGGAGUGUGCAGAUGGCCAAGUGAAGACGGAUGAGACGGAUGGCAAGUGAUGAACGACAGAGAGCUGGUCUGAGACAUGCCUAUAGCGGACGGUUUGCUUUAUCGCAUUCAACAGUGUUUUCCCAAUCGGAGCGGAGUUAGAGCAGUGGAAGUAAAUGAAAAAUUGCAACAAGGAGGUAAAAAGGGAGACUGGAAACAGUUUGGAGCGUUUAUUUUAAUUUUUCUGGCGGUGGAUUUCUAAAACAGAAAACUCUGCAGCGCUUUGGACGAUGCGGACUGAGACAGUUCUGGAGCUUCAGAUGAGAAGAUUUAAACAUUAGAAGCUGUAAAAGACUUUUUCCCACCCCCGCUCCCCUUCUUUUCUUUCUAUUCCAGUGGAUUGCUUUUCCCCCCUCUUCCUUCCCUCCGUCAGGAUUUUUGCCACCACAGAUCAGUAGAGGGUGUCAGAUCUUUCUCGGAGCGGCACGCUGUGGGGAUGAGCGCAGCCUUCACGCUCGCCUUAUUGUGACAAAUAAAAAGGGGAGUGGGAAGGGAAAAACAAAAACAUAAGAAAUAGGGGGAGCGAAAAGCGGUUGACGAAGUGUAAGGAAUGUGAAAGAAGGGGAUGCGGGUGUUUCGGAUCAGCUGCGCAGGCUGUAAAUUCAGCACCAGAGGGGGGGAGGAGAGAGAGAGGAGAGUGGAGAAAGGGGGGGAAAGGACAGAUCCCGACGCCGCAGCGCGCCGCACGACUCCGGGAGAUUUCUUCAGCUUUCCAUCAGUGCGCCAAGGUCAGUGUGAAAGGAGGCGAGAUAAAUAAAUAAAUAGAUUACAUAUAUGAUGUGCUGGAGACUGCUGCUUUUGCAUACUGCUCGCUUUGAUCAGAGGAUUCACUCGACGUGAAGGGAGACGAUUUUUUAUUUAAUUAAUUUUUGAAUUAUUAUUCCAGAGUCAAACUGGACGUCUGGACGCAGACUGGAUGUGCUCCUCAUCUCUUUCCUAAAUGUCUCCGUUUCCACCCUCCCCCUCCUCCUCCUCCACCACCACCUCUCGCUGAUGCAGACUAGAUUCGCAGCUCCUACAUGUCUUGAAAGGCGGGAAUGAAUCGUUCGCGCUGAGAGGGAAAAAAAACGGAGGGGGAAAAAAUGCUGCUCUGGAUCAUCCUGCUGAAUGCGGCUCUCUGCGUUGCCAGCGGAAAUGUCACCAGGGAGGUUUGCAAGGAGAAGAUCUGCUCCUGCAGCGAGGUGGAGGGCGACCUACACGUCGACUGCGAGAAACGGCACUUCAACACGCUGCGGCACCUGACCGGCCCCAGCUCUCACUUCUACCACCUGCUGCUGCACGGCAACUCUCUGUCCAGGCUCUUCCCCAAUGAGUUUGCCAACUUCUACAAUGCCGUGAGCCUGCACCUGGAGAACAACGGCCUGCACGACAUUGUGCCCGGCGCCUUCCUGGGGCUGCAGUUGGUCAAGAGGCUCCACAUCAGCAACAACAAGAUGCGGUCGUUCAAGAAAAGCACCUUCCUGGGCUUGGACGACUUGGAAUACCUUCAGGCGGACUUUAAUUUGCUGAGGGACAUUGACCCGGCUGUUUUCAGGGACCUAAACAAACUGGAGGUGUUGAUACUGAAUGACAAUCUCAUCAGUGCUCUACCUAUAAACGUGUUCCAGCACGUGCCCAUCACACAUCUUGAUCUGAGGGGGAAUCGGAUCAAGACGUUGCCUUAUGAGGGGAUUCUCGAGCAAAUACCCGGUAUCGCAGAAGUGCUGCUAGAGGACAAUCCGUGGGACUGUAACUGUGAGCUACUGUCCCUGAAGGAGUGGCUGGAGAACAUACCACGCAACGCCCUCAUUGGGAGGGUUGUCUGUGAGGCCCCAACCAGGCUGCAGGGCAAUGACCUGAAUGAGACCUCGGAGGCAGAGCUUUGUCCAUCUCAGAGUGGGGGUGGAGAUAGCAGCCUGGCAGCCCCUCCCACUCAGGAGGAAACCUCUCGCCCCACGCCUUAUAAGCCCAGCAGGAAUGGUGGUGGAGGGCCCCCAACGCCUGGAGCAAAUGGCUCUAAGAGCCACUCCAAGUCCCGCGAGAACUGGCAGCUAAAAACAAAGCCCACUCCAGUGAUGGCUGGGGCAGAUGUGAAUGGGGACGGCGGGGGAGAGCAGCUGCGUAACGUGACGUGCCCACACCCAUGCAGCUGCAAGCUUGUGGGCUCCAGACAGGGGCUGGGAGUCAACUGCGAGGGCAAAAAGAUCGAGAGCCUGGCCGGCCUCAAGCCGAAGCCUCUGGCCGCCCACGAGCUGAACAUGAGAGACAACAACAUCCACGCUGUGAAGAGGAACCAGCUGCUUGGCUAUUCCAGCCUCAACCUGCUGGAUCUUGGCGGGAACAACAUCAAGGUUGUUGACAAUGGUACGUUCCAGAACCAGAGCGAGCUCCGGUGGCUGUACAUGGAUAAGAACUACCUGGAUACGCUGAUGGCAGAAAUGUUUGUGGGCCUCGUGAAUCUGGAGUAUCUCAGUUUGGAAUACAACGACAUCCAGCUGAUAGUGGCGGGCGCAUUCAGUCCCAUGCCGAACCUGAGGGUUCUGUUCCUGAACAACAACCUGCUGAAGGCUCUCCCUGUGGAUGCUUUCCUUGGGAUUUCUUUGUCCAAGAUCAGCCUCCAUAAUAAUUAUUUCCCCUACCUCCCCGUGACUGGUGUGUUGGACCAGCUCAACUCCAUCAUCCAGAUCGACCUGCAUGGGAACCCGUGGGAUUGCUCGUGCAACAUUGUGCCCUUCAAGCAGUGGACCGAGAGGCUCGGGGCCGACGUGAUUGUGAGCGAUCUCAAGUGCGAGUCGCCAGAGGAGUUCUGGAAACGGGACUUCCGCUAUGUGCGAAAUGACCUCAUGUGCCCCAAGGUGGGUGACGGAGACGCACCCGCUCCAGUGUCCAAGAAUGGAAGUUACGCCCAGGACUUCGGUGGCACGCGCUCAAACUCGUACUUGGAGCCCAACCGGAUGUCCAUUUCGGUGCUUGUGCCCGGGCUGCUGCUCGUGUUCGUUACAUCCGCCUUCACGGUGGUGGGGAUGCUCGUGUUCAUCCUGCGGAACCGGAAGCGGUCAAAGCGGCGGGACGGCAACUCAUCCGCGUCGGAGAUCAACUCCUUACAGACGGUGUGCGACUCAUCCUACUGGCACAGUGGGCCGUAUCACGCGGAUGGAGGCACCCACAGGGGUUUUGACUGCAGCACGCACCUCUCAGCUGUGGAUGAUGCGUAAAAAACAGAGUCUGGAUUACAAACAGUAGAUAAAAACUACAAAAAUUUGCUUAGGAUUGGGGACAGACACUUGUUUCUGAACAAAUAAGUCAGCCUGAAAGCUGCACAAGCCCCCACUCUGUAAUAUAUGUAUAUGCCAAGCCCCUCUGGCUUACACCCUCCACUCCUUCCUCCCACCUCCUCCUCUCUGCCGCAAUCGGACUACGGAUCUGGAGACAGAAAAAAACAGAGGGAGAGAGGGGGGAAAAGGGAGCCAGGGAGAGGGUGUGUGUAUGUAUGCGAAAAGAGAAAGGAACGACCUGGGGAAUGGUGCACGAACGCAUGAAUGUACAUGUAAAUACCCAGACUGAUGUAUCAUAAAAAUGCAUGAUGAUAUUUCCGCAUGGUUUCAACAAGACACACGGCAGGGGAGGAACCAUAACCACCAACCAGGAGGCAAACUCAACCCCCCCCCCUCAUGUUAUAUACCAACACAAUGGCUAUAUAUAUAGAUAUUAAGAAUUAUAUAUGACUAUUACAAAGUGCCAUUUCUCUAUUUUUUGUGAACCUGCAGUUAGGAUUUGUAUUUGUUGUUUUAAAACUUGUUCUGAGCUGAAAGGGACGAAAAGAAAAACAACACCUGGGGGAAGGAGUGAUCAAAGUGAAGCUGUCUGUGCAUGUUCAGUUUUAUUACUGCCAUGUCUGUUACUUAUCAGUUGAUCAUUAGUUCCUAUUUGAGAUUAUUCACACUGUAUGCUAAGUGGCAAAGCCAGUCCCAAGCAUAAACAAACUGAGCAGCUGCCAUGAGCCUCCAGACCAGCAGGGAGAACCGAAGACUGCUU
Messenger RNA from Gambusia affinis (western mosquitofish), 4283 nucleotides. RefSeq names its product SLIT and NTRK-like protein 1. Gene Ontology annotation, biological process: regulation of presynapse assembly; axonogenesis; positive regulation of synapse assembly. Gene Ontology annotation, cellular component: postsynaptic density membrane; GABA-ergic synapse; glutamatergic synapse. NCBI's taxonomy places the organism in Eukaryota, Metazoa, Chordata, Actinopteri, Cyprinodontiformes, Poeciliidae. The coding region runs from base 1352 to 3463 and encodes 703 amino acids. The record is from RefSeq and is a predicted model, not a curated record. The transcript is spliced from 4 exons. Gene Ontology annotation, molecular function: protein binding.